GGCGUCGCUUUUUAAUGACGUCAUUUCUGUCUUGUUGGAAGGUAAUUUCUUCAGGAAAAGAAAGUUCGCUCGACAAGACUGGUGAGGCUGGUAGCUUGUCUGUCCUUACAGCUACUCCGACUGUCAGCUAAGAUGUCCUCUGAUGAAGACUUCAAUAUGGAAACCACAGACCUCUUGUCACUACUUUUUGAAGAUGGACACAUAGAAGACGAUGUCUUUGCUGAUGGAGCCAGACUUAUGCAGGAAUGGGGUCUUUCAGAACAAGAUAUGAUAAAUGAUAAUGAAACUGAAGAGUUUCUGAACUCCAUUUUGGGCCCGUUUGAAGAGGAUAUGAAACCAGUGCACUCUUGGUCACCAAUGGGUAGUGACAGUGGGAUAUCAGAGGACAACAAUAACUGCCAUAGCCCAUCAAGCAGUGACAUCACCCUGUCUCCUAACGUGAAAUUCCCUGAUCAGGCUGACAGCCCUGAAUUUCAGACUGCCUAUGUAUAUGAUAUAAUACAGAGUGACCAUAACUACUCCCUCCAGGAGGGGGCGGAAGAUAAUGACUGCAUACUGCACAGUGUGAGAACUGAGGAGCCCGAGAUAGAUGUCUCCAUUGACUUGGAAGACUGGAAUCCAGAAGAUAUAGCUGAAGAUGAGUUUGCUGAUAACCCAGUCACUCUUUCUAUAGAAGACGUUGCACAUUCUGGUGGGUCAUAUCAGUUUAAGGAGCUGAUUUUGACAGAGGAGGAAAAGAGAAUUUUGGCAAAGGAGGGUGCAGUAUUACCAAGUCAUAUGCCGCUCACAAAGGUUGAAGAGCGCCUGUUGAAAAGAGUAAGACGAAAGAUUCGCAACAAGCAGUCUGCACAGGAAAGUCGUAAAAAGAAGAAACAGUAUGUUGAUGGCCUUGAGAGCAGAGUAACUGCUUGCACAAUUCAAAACCAGGAACUACAGAAGAAAGUCCAACAGCUACAGAAACAAAAUAUGACACUGAUUGAACAGCUCCGCAAACUUCAGGCACUGGUGAAGCAGACCACCAUGAAAACGACAACUGCCAGCACUUGUAUAAUGGUAUUCCUGCUGUCAUUUUGCCUGAUUGUUUUUCCAAGUGUGAACCCCUUUGGUACAACCAACAUUCAGAAGGGACUCUAUACGACUUCAGGAGAUGUUUUCCUUCACUCCACAGUGGUUUCAAGGAAUCUCCGUUCUAUAAAUACUGCUGAAACCUUGAAUCAGUAUGAGCAACCAAAGGUCAGCAAGUACACGUCUGAUGAGAAUGUAAAUGUGUUGCUCGAGGCUGAGAUUGACAAACCGGUGAUAACUGGUGGACAGAAUCUCACACCUGAGAUCCACAAAGUUGAGAAAGCAGAGUCUGAAUCGGCAGUGAAUAGCAACUCUUCCUCUGAUUUCCCUUCACAAGCAAAAUCUGCAGUGAUACCAGAAGUGGAUCCAAACAGCCAAUACAGUUCUGGAGAAAAAGGAGUGAACUAUAAAGUGAAUUCUCCUGCAGUUACUAAAGAUGACUGGACAGACCACAAACCCACAACUGUGAUAAUACAGCAACACCAUUCGGAUGAGAUGUAGCCAGAGACCUCUGCAUGUCACACUUGCUUAUAGCUGAAAUAACGUGUUGUUCUGUAAAUAUGUGGCCAGUUUCGAUAUGGCUGUGUACCAUAUGCUGCAGGCAGUGGGACACUAGACUGUUGCAGGCAAUGGGCGGUAAACCACCAUGUUUUCUACGUUUCCUUUAUUGGUUCACUCAGUGUCAUGAGUAUGCCACUUAAGGUAAAUAAUGGAAACAACUGCAGUUUGCACUACUGAUUUGUAAGUCUCUUGAGAGAACUGUCAGCCAAAUGUAUGUUUUCUACUGUAGAGGAUACAAUGCUAUAUUAUUUUUCCAUUUAGGUUAGCAGAUGUCUCAAGUCUGAUGAAUUUAUUUUUGUUGAAUGUCUUCAUAUGUGUAUAUCUACAUUUUGUCAGACUUGCUUAAACCAUGUCAUGGUUGCAGGGCGACAGUCUAUGUCAGUAUCACAGGGCACAAGGCAGGAAACCGCACCAGUCUAUCGGAGGGCACCCACACUCUCACUCGCCUGCAUUGCAUGUCGUUAGGAAUGUGCGAGUAAAACCCACACAGACAAGAACUGGAUAUGGGAUUUGGGCCCAGGAUGCAGGAUUCAUGAUGCACCAUUGUGCACCCAGUAUUUCUUUGGCAGUCAUUUAUAUAUUUCUGCCCAUCUGUCUGUCCAAGCAUCAUGCCAAAAGCACUGCGCCUAUUUCUAUAAAGAAGUUUGCAGUUAUUUCCAGUACUGUAUAGCCAAACUUUCAGGCUAAAAAAACUUAACAUUGUUUACAUAGUACUAGGGUGUUGUACCGUGUUAACCAUUAUGGAUGUAGCGAGAAGUCAAGCAAAAUGACACCUUUUACUGGCUAACUGAAAAGAUUACGAUAUGCAAGCGGAUGAGGCAACUUGGGCCCCAUCUUGCCUGACGAAGGGACCCGAGUUGCCUCAUUAGCUUGCAUAUUGUUAUCUUUUUAGUUAGCCAAUAAAAGGUGUCAUUUUGCUUGACUUCUCAUUAUAUUGUCUACAUAUAAUUAUAUAGAAAAAAGUAGAAAUUGACACAACUUCACUAAAAGUUGGCCAUUUUUGCUGGGCCUUUUAUACCUUUUAACCUCACCAUGAUUUUUUUUACUUCAGAAGAAUUUGAAAUCAUUCUUUAGCAAAGCAAUGCCAUCAUUGGGUAUUUAGGUUGACAAGUUUUUUUUUACUGGGAAUAUUAAAAAAAUAUGUUGAAAAAGAAUGAGAUUUUUAUAUUUGCCCCACAACAACUCUUUUGUUUACUGCAUCAAAAAUUUUUUUGUUCAACAUAUAAUGAGCAAAAAAAAGAUGGAACGGAUUUUUGAUAAAUAGAUACUUUAUUGUGAAUUUCCCCUUGGGAUUAAUAAAGUAUCUAUCUAUCUAUCUAUCUAUCUAUCUAUCUAUCUAUCUAUCUAUCUAUCUAUCUAUCUAUCUAUCUAUCUAUCAAAAAUCCAUUCCAUCUUUUUUGCUCAUUAUAUGUUGAACAAAAAAAUUUCCCAUUCAGUUUUUGUCUAUGCCGGGCAAAUAAUAAGGGAGCAAAUUACCAAUUUGUGACAAGAUCUGUACUUGAGCUGGAGUAACAAAAGGUGUUUUGAGGGGGCAGACAUUUGGUGGGGAUCUGGCAGGAGUGCCACUCAGUGAGGAGGAGGAGGGUUUGUCCGCAGCUGGAUCCUCCACUGUACGUUAUGACUGUUGUGUAUUAUGCGCUUUAACAGUCAGUCAUUUUGUAACUCGCUUAGUCCUGAACAGAGUUGCAGGGGUCUGCUAAAUUCAGUUCACACAGAAUGCAUUAUUAUUAGUGAACUAGUACAAGUUGCUCUUUGCUGGAAAAUUAUUUUUAUUUCUCUAAAUCUUACACUUUUCACAGUCUUGAUCUGAGCUUGUGAGUUCUAGAUAUAAAAUUACUAAACGAUACUAAAAAAAAAAACAUGAUGUCUUCCUGCUGCGGUGAGGAGGCCCAUAGUGUCGGGUCUGCUUUUUGUUUAUUUAACGUAUUCAGCGUACAUUGUAUCACUCUUUCAGGAGAAGGUGGUUAGAACAGCUAGUGCAUAAAAAAAGGCAAUCCAUAAGUUAAGGAUACCUAAAAGUAGAUCUUUAUAUUAUUUGCAGACUAAUUUUUAAUAGGUAUACAUUAAUACAAAGUAUAUUAUUAGUAUGAUACAUCUUGCUAGUGGGCUGGGAGGGUUUGAUCUGAGGCAGCACUUUAGAGGAUGGCAUUGAAGAACAACAUCCCACAAAGUCUUACAUCGAACAUUCCAUAAAUGUGUAGGUGAUGCUAACCAUAUGAAACACUGAAUGCCCGACAUUGUUGCCUAUGUAAUUUGUAUUUGUAUAAUUUAAAAUGAGCUACGGUUUUGGGGAAAGGCAGGUGCCGUGUUCCGGAGUCUUUGUACAGGUGGCAUUGUUAGUCCAUGUGGUUUGUAAAUAUUCAGACUUGCUUGUUUAUAUUGUCAGUUGUAAUGUGUAUUUAUGUAAAACAACUUAUUAAAGACGUUCAUCCCGGUGA
Molecule: messenger RNA, 4064 nt
Organism: Erpetoichthys calabaricus (reedfish)
Lineage: Eukaryota; Metazoa; Chordata; Cladistia; Polypteriformes; Polypteridae
Gene: creb3l3l
Product: cAMP responsive element binding protein 3-like 3 like
Exons: 10
Coding region: 133-1566 (477 amino acids)
Biological process (GO): regulation of transcription by RNA polymerase II
Cellular component (GO): nucleus
Molecular function (GO): RNA polymerase II cis-regulatory region sequence-specific DNA binding; DNA-binding transcription factor activity, RNA polymerase II-specific
Source: RefSeq, a predicted model, not a curated record